GUAAAUUCUGGAAGCUUUGUGGUGAAAAACGUGUUCACGUAAGGUUACUUUUGUAAGGCCGACUUCAUAAAUUUUCAAAGUUUAUUCUGACAAUUAAUCCGAUAGUCUUGUUUCUUCCUUACCUGUGAAGGUGAACCACAGUGCAAUGUCAAAGAAUACAAUCACCUCAGUAAUAACUGCAAGGAAGUGUAUUAUAAAGUACAUCAUCUCCGCAUGUGUGAUGAUCGCGGUGACGAUGAUCAUCACCUUGUUGGUAUCGAACAUGUAAGAAUUUCAAAUUAUGGUUUGUUUUCACACUGCUGUUUCAGAGACGCAGGAAGAGUUCUUAUCGCAGAUAAUACAUCCAUUACUCUGAUGUUCGUCU
Molecule: messenger RNA, 364 nt
Organism: Trichobilharzia szidati
Lineage: Eukaryota; Metazoa; Platyhelminthes; Trematoda; Strigeidida; Schistosomatidae
Source: the annotation of a GenBank genome assembly